Messenger RNA from Trypanosoma grayi, 1830 nucleotides. RefSeq names its product putative histone deacetylase. The coding region runs from base 1 to 1830 and encodes 609 amino acids. Lineage: Eukaryota; Euglenozoa; Kinetoplastea; Trypanosomatida; Trypanosomatidae. The transcript has a single exon. The record is from RefSeq and is a predicted model, not a curated record.
AUGAUGAAGCAGCAGCGGACAAGGGUGUGUAGAGUGCGGCUCGACGGGGAAGUCACAGUGCGGCGUUUGUUGCCGCCGCAGCUGCGCACAACCGCCAGCAUCCGCCACGGCGAGCUGGAGGAGCCGAUUGAACGGGUGGCUGAGCGUGUCGGUGUGGACGUGGAGACCAUAGAGGGCCUAGUAGAUGCCCAAGGUCUCACGCUCUUUGGGAAGCUACAGCACGGCGCGGAAAUCUUUCUUGCCGGCGCCGUCGCGGCGAGUAGCAUUAUCAGCAAAGGUGAAAACGGCGGUGCCGGCGACAUGGCGUCGUUGAUGCUGCUGCCGCCUGAUGCGACAGUGGCGUGGGCGUACGACCCGCGGAUGCUGCUGCACGUGCCGCCGGUCGACCGUGUGCCGGAGACGCCGUACCGCCUACAGCGUGCAGUGGAGUCCCUCCAAGCGGCCCCCCGGGCCAUGGAGCUGCUCCCGUUAGAGCUGCGCCGCCAGGAGGGGGAAGAGAAGGAAACAACUACAACUGCAGUGGCUGAGGCAAAAGGUACGACUAAGACUGCUACUGCCAUUAAGAGUGAUGUGGAUCCUCAGACGCCUGCCUUGGAAUCGUGCUGGAUUUCGCCACGGCUGGCGACGCUCGACGAGUUUGCGUUGUGUCACGACACAGCACGGUACCACGACUUUGUUGAACACGGAACUGCGCUGGCCCCACCACUAAAGACGGACGUAUAUUGCAACGAUGGCACCAGUAGCACUGCAACCCGCCUUGCUGUUGCCGCUGUGAUUGACGCAGCACGCCGGGCAUUGCGUGGUGCCCCAUCGUUCGCUUUCUGCCUUGUGCGUCCACCAGGUCACCAUUGUACCGCCGAUACCCCGAGUGGCUUCUGCCUCGCCAACAAUGUCGCCAUUGCUGCACGUCAGCUGCUGCAUGACUGGCGCAGCAGCGGCAAAAGCAACGGUGCAAAGAGUGCUCCGCCUCACAUCGCGAUUGUCGACCUCGACGUGCACCAUGGGGAGGGGACACAGACAUUCGUGGAGGAGGAGUCACCGUACGGCACGGCGUCGGUCUCGCCGCUGCUGUACCUAUCGCUGCACCGCUACGACCACGGUACUUUCUACCCGUGCGACCCACGCGGUGACACCGCCUAUGUGGGCCGCCACCACAACGUUUGCAACGUCGCCGUCCACACAGGCGCCAGCGACCCGUCGUGCUGCGAGGAGGUGCUGAGCGACGCCGUCUUUGAGCGGGUGGUGGAUGAUGUCUUCCUACCGCGCCUGCAGAAGUUCCGUCCAGACAUUGUGUUGCUGUCACUCGGGUUUGACGCGGCGUACGGCGACCCACUUGGCCGCAUGGCAGUGGAGGGCGGCUUCGCGUAUGCUGUGCGGGCACUAAAGCGUUUCUGCAUACAGCAGCAGCGGCCUGCGGGCCUUGUGGUGGCGUUGGAGGGCGGCUACUCGCCAGAGGCUGUGGCGCAGGGUGUUGUUGCUGUUGCCCACGCCUUGCGGUACCCGGCGGAUGACGCCGAUGUUGUGCGUUACGCCUCGCGCCGCGUGCCCAAAACGUGGCAGGACCUCCGCCAGCGCCUCGCACGCAAGAAACUCGCAGCACAGCAACAAAAACAAACAGAAGGUCAUAAUGAACAUCAACAAGAGAAGAAAUCAAAAGAUGAGGUGUCGUGUGCUGCAAUAUCUGCGCCCCCUGCGCGGGACGGUGGGGUGGGUGCGGCACUGAUGCAGAUACCGGAGGACGAGGUGCUUCUGGAGAAACACUUGCGGUGGUGCGAUCGGCUCAUUGCGCGUGUGUUGGCCACACACGCCGAGGCCAACAGGAGAAAGUAA